CUGCACAAGAUUCAUCAUGUCGCCCCUCGUCCAAGCUGUCACGGUGUCGCUGAAAGACCUCAUAAAUGGUAAGCGACCAAUAAACGGAGGCCCUGAGCCCUGUGAGUGGGCCGGGCAAACAAACGCCAUAUAAGUCAAACCCAAGGCGAAACAGACGCUGAUGGCCGCGCCACCAUGCCAGGAACCGUGUCUUUUGAGGCACUGCAAGAGGCAUUCGGGCCGGAUUCUCUAGGAAUCUUGGUGGUUAAAGAUGUGCCACCAGAGUUCGCAGGCCUACGACACCGUCUGCUGUCGUACUCGACGUACCUGGGGAACCUUCCCAAGUCGAUCCUCGGCCAACUCGAAAACGAAAAGGCAAAGUACCUGACUGGCUGGUCGCUCGGCAAGGAGACGCUUAAGAACGGCCAGGUCGACACGCUAAAGGGCUCCUUUUACGCCAACUGCGCCUUUUACGUGGACCCUGCGCUGUCAUGUGCGGCUCCCACCGAAGAGUUCAACACUGACAACUUCCCCGAAUACCUCUCGCCAAAUAUAUGGCCCGACGAGGUCCUCCUACCCGGGUUCAAGACAACGCUGGAGCAGCUUUGCCGCCUCAUCAUUGACGUAGCUGUGCUCGUCGCACGCGCAUGUGACAGGUUUGCCGAGGUCGAGAUUCCCGGCUACCCACAAGCCUACCUGGAACAAGUUGUGAGUACGUCGACGACAACUAAGGCCCGGCUAUUGCAUUACUUCCCAGAUACCGCCGCCGCCGAUGUCUCGAGCACCGCAAGUGGCGAGGAUGAGGACGACUGGUGUGCUACGCAUUUGGACCACGGCUGCCUGACGGGUCUGACUUCGGCCAUGUUUGUCGACGAAGCAGCAACCGACCUAACCCAGAUCGGGGCCGGGCCGGCUUCGGGACCCGGGUCAUCUGUUUGGGGUCCGCUUUUGGAGCCUUUACCCGAGCUCCCGGCAUCGCCCGACCCGGCGGCCGGCCUGUACAUCAAGUCCCGCACGGGCCAGACGGUGCAGGUCAAGAUCCCGCGCGACUGCAUCGCCUUCCAGACGGGAGAGGCAUUGGAGCGCAUCACGGGCGGAAAGUUCAAGGCGGUGCCUCAUUUUGUGCGAGGGACGCGUGCCGCAGCGAGCGGCAGCUGUGUUGCCCGUAACACUCUGGCUGUCUUCACCCAGCCCAACCUUGGCGACGAGGUCGACAGGGAGCAGCACAUUACCUUUGGAGAAUUUGCCAGGGGUAUUGUUGCUAAGAACACCGUGUCUUGAAUAUCUCCCGAUGUUGCGUUGUAACGUCAGAAUAAGGGGGCGAGGGAGAUGUCGGAAAGACAUGGGUCGAUUGUAGAGUUACGGUAGGAUAGCCGGGGCACAAGAAGGCCUCUCAACUAUCACAAAUAGCACAAAGUCAGUGUCUGUCAGGUGUCAAAGUUGGGCGUGGGUGUGUUUCGAAUUUGAGAAUGUUGGGGCAAGUUUGAAGGGCGUCAUUCGGUCGGCUUGACAUGAAGAGAGUACAGAGCAAAUGGAGACAAAUAUUGCCGACACUGCCACGGAAAAGUGCCAGACGGGACGCGUCUUGGUGCCUUCCUGGUUUCUAAGUUUCGUUUUCACCAACACGUGUUGACGAGUGCCGGGAGUCGAGGUCCACAUCUCAGUGCCGCCAUUUGUGGAAGGCACGAACAAGGGCCGAGGCGGGGGUC
Lasiosphaeria miniovina is the source of this 1688-nucleotide messenger RNA. RefSeq lists its product as uncharacterized. The record is from RefSeq and is a predicted model, not a curated record. Lineage: Eukaryota; Fungi; Ascomycota; Sordariomycetes; Sordariales; Lasiosphaeriaceae. The coding region runs from base 175 to 1260 and encodes 361 amino acids. The transcript is spliced from 2 exons.